AUGGCCCUCACACAGGGAGGGGUCUGUGUGGCCAGUCUGGGGAAUGGGCAAGGGGGUGACACUGCUACAAAAGAUCUGUCUGUCCUCCUCUUCCAACUCCUGAAAUCCACAGAAGUCGGCCGACAGAGUCUUCUGUUGAAAGAGAUCGGCGAUGGCUGGUUCGGAAAGGUUAUCCUGGGGGAGGUGAAUACGAGCCUCAGCACCACCCAGGUGGUGGUUAAGGAGCUCAAGGCCAGUGCCAGCGUUCAGGACCAGAUGCACUUCCUGGAGGAGUCCCAGCCAUACCGUGCCCUCCAGCACCCAGCGCUCCUACAUUGCCUGGCGCAGUGCACUGAGGUCACCCCCUACCUGCUGGUCAUGGAAUUCUGCCCUCUGGGUGAUGUGAAAGGGUACCUGCGGAGCUGUCGGGCUGCAGACACAAUGACCCCUGAACCCCUGAUCCUGCAGAGGAUGGCAUGUGAGAUCGCCUCAGGACUCUUGCACCUGCACAAACACAACUUCAUACACAGUGACCUGGCCCUGAGAAACUGCCUGCUGACCGCUGAUGUCACAGUGAAGAUCGGAGACUACGGCCUGUCACACAACAAGUACAAAGAGGACUACUUUGAGACAUCAGACCAGAUGUACGUGCCUCUGCGUUGGAUCGCUCCAGAACUCGUAGAUGAAGUCCAUGGCAACCUUCUGGUGGUGGACCAGAGCAAACAGAGCAACGUCUGGUCUCUGGGGGUUACUAUCUGGGAGUUAUUUGAGUUGGGGAACCAGCCGUACAGACACUACUCUGACAGACAGGUGUUAACCUACGCCGUGAGGGAACAGCAGCUCAGACUGCCCAAGCCCCUGCUCAAAAUACCCUUGGCAGAGCGCUGGUAUGAGGUGAUGCAGUUCUGCUGGCUCCAACCAGACCAGAGGCCCAAUACAGAGGAGGUCCACCUGUUACUCAGCUACCUGUGUGCCAAGGGGGCCAGUGAGGCCGAGGAGGACUUUGAGAGACGCUGGAACUCCCUGCGUCCCAACCCCAACGCCGGCCAAAGCAGCAGCAGCCUUCAUCACGGCGCCGGAGCCCUGGCUUCUGACCUCCCCUCCUCCUUCCCUCUGCUGGAGCAGUUUUCUGGAUGUGACGGUUACCACAGCGAAUCAGGAGAUGAUAUACUGACCGUGACAGAGACCAGCCACGGUCUGAACUUCCAGUACAAGUGGGAGCAGACCCAGGCGGGGAUCGGGGCGGAGCAGCCUUACCACCACGCUGCCUCAUCCUCCAGCGGUACCCUGGGGGUCGUCAACCACCACUGUCAGGACCUAUACUACCCAGGUGGAAUGGUGGGGGACAGUGGUGGGGUGGAUAUGGAGGGUCUCACUCUGGGAGUGUCCCCUUCCUACUAUGAGCACAAGACGAUGCAUGUUUCUGGGGUCGGGGUGGUGCCGGUGCUCAGCGCCCGUAGUCCUUCAGUGAGCUCUGAGUACUACAUCCGCAUGGAGGAGCCUGACUACACCAUGUGCUCCUACAGCCCAGACUACCAGGGCAGCCACGGGAGCUUCCUGACCGGCAGUGGCAGUGCAGACUCAGGGGAGUGUAUGAUGGGGAUGGGUCCCCCCCAGGCCCACUCCAAACCUGUAGACUCCUACUGGUCAGCAGACGUCUGUAAAGAUAGGGGUGUUGGAGCGUAUGACUCGGACAUCUCCCUGACAAUGGAGCCCCAUGUCUCUGACUCCAGCCCCCUGAGACCAUGGGAGGCUGGUCACUACGUCUCCUACAAGGACCGGGACGGAGGGUACUACUACGAACACUCACCUCCCAUGGGCAUUGGCCACCACAUGGGUCUGGGGAUGGACCAGCAUUACCUGAUGGGGCGGGAACACUCUCACCCCAAGCCCCAUCUGGAGAGCUGGGGGUCCCGUAGCCUGCGUCAGGCCCUGGGAGAACUGGACAACCCUCUGGGGAUAUCUCCCUCCAUCAGCACCCAUCUCCAGGAUGGUGGUCCUCCUUUUGGGGUAGGCGACCCCUACUUGGAGACACCCCAGGGCACAGGCUCCAUCAUUGGGGGGAGUAGCGUCACUGGCGGCUACUAUGACACGAUGGGUUCUCUGAGGACAACCAUGCCGACCAUGCCAGACCACGCCCACUCAGUCAGCAUCACUAUGGCGUCGGAAGAAGCCCUCUUCAUUUGUCACCGGGACAGCGACCCAGAUGAAGAAGAGGAGGAUAUAUUCUCAGAGAGGCUGAGGAGAAGCAGUAGUAACCUCUCCAACCCCUCCGCUAACGACAACAGUCUAGGCCUGGGUCUAAGCCUUGGCCGUAGUGGACAGGCUGGCUGUAGACAACUACAGGAUCCCUAUGAAGACUUCCACUACUCUAUGCCCACUACCGACAUAGAGGACUCAUGGCCUGAAGAGCACUGCCUGACCUUCCGCUCCUCUGUCUCUGCUGCAGUUAAACCCAUAGACUACCUGGAGGCUACAGCGGCUUUGGCUAAUGACAGCGGCUGUCUAGUCCUGGGGAACCAUCAUGCCCUGGUCACUUCAGGGGACGCCUGUAAUGCCUACAUCUAUUUGUGCCACGAGGGGGAGGGGGAGAGGGAGGUAGAGCCGCAACCCAUCGAGUGCUGCCACUCUCAUUUCGUCGACCCCCUCACAGGCUUAGUGGUGCGGAACUACACACGGGACGACUACAGCGAUAAGAUUGUAGAGAUACCCAACAACGAGGAAGAGAGUGUGAAUCUGUCGCCAGCACCGGGAGGUCCUAAACCAAUCCUAACGCACAACACUAAGACCAGCACAACCCCUCUAAACCACUCUGGGCAAUAUGUUGACAUCACUAUGGACGAUACCCUUUCAAUAGACCAUAAGGAAGAGGUUAGUACGGAAGACAAAGGGGUUCUCACAGACCCUAAACCAGAGGGUGUGACUCCGACUAAGAUUCUGACCCUCUCCUCAGUGAAUGUUCCUGACCUAGUCCCCAUGGUCGAGCAAGAGUCAGAGCUGAGCCAUACGUUAGACAGCGGCUUAGACAGAGAGAACUGCUCCAGCAUUAGUCUAGUGGACAUCUCCGACUGCUACACCGACGACGAUGAAGAUGAUGACAUCACCGACUCGACCUCAGAGAUCUUCGCUGACGAGACGUUGGUUGGGGACCCUAACGCCUCCCCUCCCCUGGCCCGUCCCCUCAAGUCCCUGCAGAAGCAGGUGGGAACCCCCAAUUCCAUGGCCUCCAUGGACCUGAUACCUUCAGCAGUCGGCUCCACCUGCAAAGCUUUCAGCCCCUCCUCCAGCUCCUCCCACCCAUCUAGCUCCUCCCCCAAAGCAAUGGACAGCGGGUACGACACAGAGAACAAUGAGAGCCCAGAGUUCGUCCCCAAGGAGCCCCACAACGAGCCUCGGGGCCAUGAGACAUUCACCCAGCCACUGGGGGAGUCUGUCCUGGACACCAGCCUGGAUGAGGAGGGGGAGGAGGGGGGGGAGGAGGCCGAGGUGGCCCCACUGGAUGAUGAGGAUGAACCGACCCUGGAUGAAGAUGUGCUUCUAGCAGCCUCACAGACCACAGACAAAGAGAAGGAGCUGGCCCCCCUCAGUGACAAGAACCCUUACAGGGACUCUGCCUACUUCUCUGACAAUGAGAACGAACGUCUUUCCAGGGAUGAGGGGGGUGACGAAAAUGUAGAAGUGGAGGAGGGAGAAGUGGAAGAGAGGCUGACAGAGAAGAGGGAACUCAGCCCUCUUCAGAUAGAGGAUGAAGAAGAGGAGGGAGAAGUGGAAGAGAGGCUGACAGAGAAGAGGGAACUCAACCCUCUUCAGAUAGAGGAGGAAGAAGGGGAGGGAGAAGUGGAAGAGAGACUGACAGAGAAGAGGGAACUCAGCCCUCUUCAGAUAGAGGAGGAAGAAGAGGAGGGAGUGGAGACCUCAGCUCUUCUUCUGGAGGAGAGUGAAGACCCAGAGAUGGAAGGAUGCCUGACAGAAGAGUGCACCCAGGAUGAAGGGCUAGAGCUGGGGCUAGAGCUAGAGCUGGCCUCCAUUCUCUCUGGAGAAGUAGAGGCAGGGUCAGAAGGAUGGCCUACCCAGGAGAAACCCUCUUCUCUGGGAGACUGGGCUGCAGAGGUGGUGGGGGCUAUGGAGGAAGCCCUGGGUGAACUCCAGAGGAGCACUGAAACCAACUCUGGUACCAAGGAGGAAGAGGAUGAAGGAGAGCAAAGGGACAUGGAGGACUCAUCUGAAGCCUUAGAAACAGCAGACGUCCUAGAAGAAGCAUUUACCAAAAUGCCAGAGACCCUCGAGAAGGACGAUAAUGACGAAGAGAACAGUCCUCCCGCACGGCGUCGACGCUUCUCCUUCUCUCCUCCCCCUCCCUCCACCCCUCCUCUCUCCUCUCCUCCCCCUCCCUCCACCCCUUCUCCUCCUCUCCCCCCGAUGACUCCCCCUCUGGGCCGGCAGUUGCCCAUGGAUGGGGGGGAGGCAGACGAGGAGGACGGAGAUGGUGACUUCGAUGACAGUGAGUCAGACGAGGAGCUGAGCAGUUACAGUGUUCAGGGGGAGCAGAGUGGAGGGGAGGAGAGCGGGGAGGAGAACCAUGCUGUACCGAUUGUGGUGAGCGACUGCAGCGAUGCUCAUAACCUACGUAGUCUACUGAAGAUGCCCACCCCGCUCACCACCGAGUUGCUCGCCGAUGACCUGCUGGAACGCAAGAAGAAAGUGGUGUCCUUUUUUGAUGACGUCACCGUUUACCUGUUUGACCAGCAGAGUCCCACUAAAGAGCUGGCUGAGCAUGGUUUCUCUCCAGGGACUGAGACCAGCGGACAGGGUUCACUGGUCAAACAACCAACCUCUGAUGACUCCUCAGAUGGAAACAUCUCAGAAGAGAGUGCAGGGUAUGAGUGGGAGGAUGACUUCSCCCUGURGCCCAUUCCCACUUCCUCAUCCAAGAUGGCUGCCUCCUCCUCAGGCUCAUCCCCUUCCGCACCCAGCCUGCCCUCCACCUCCAAGGCCCCGGAGCCCAAACCAGCAGUGCAGUACUCCCGCUUCACAGUCUCCCCUAGCCACGUGUCUCGCUUCUCCAUUACACACGUCUCUGACUCUGACGUGGACUCUGGUCCAGGGAGCAGUGAGGAUGGAGACAGAGUAUUAUAGAACCACAGCCACCCKGAAACUGCAGGAACUGCACCAUAUAAACAUGUCUGAGCCUCUAAACAUGACUUUUGUUUAGUGCUUUUUUGGACAUCAGCUUUCUGAAAAGACAGUGCCUAAUUGUUUAUGGACACUUUAUGAAUGGAGUCUGUAAAAAGGGAUGUGAAAGCAGAGAAUCAACACCUAUGAGAAUAUAUAAAAUACUAUAUGAUGAUAAUAUACACAUACACCGAAGAAUAUAUAUGUUAUCAAAAUAACUUGUAUGAAGGUGAAGACUUAUGUUGCAUUCAACAUAUUUUUGUGAAGAACGAGAAACUUUUGUAACUUGUUUGCCACCACAGACACUCAUUAUCAGCAUGUUAUAGAGAACCACACAACGUUAUGUUACGUGGAAGACAGACGAUCAUUUUUAUUGAUCAGCUGUUUUAACAUGGACAUCAAAACAGAAGACACAAUUUACAGAACAUCCCUCUCAGAGAAGGAGGGAGUGAAAAGCAAUGAAGAAAAGGACACAAUGAAGGUUUUUUUUCAUCAAAUAUUCGGUGUUUGAAAGUGACUGUACCAAGAGCAUAUUUUUGAGACAUUAGUUAACUCGUCAUCAUAAAAUAUAAACGAAAUAUCACAAAUAAUGAUUGAAGGAGAAUUUUGUAAUUCUACUGUUUUCUCAAAGUAGUCGGACCACCACUGUAUACGGGCCAUAUGAUUUCCACCAAUACGGGUGCCAGAGUCAGUAUUCCCCUCCAUCUGUCAGUAUGGGUCACUGUUCCCCUCCAUCUGUCAGUAUGGGUCACUGUUCCCCUCCAUCUGUCAGUAUGGGUCACUAUUCCCCACAUCUUGUCAGAUGGGUCACUAU
Messenger RNA from Salvelinus sp. IW2-2015, 5965 nucleotides. The record is from RefSeq and is a predicted model, not a curated record. NCBI's taxonomy places the organism in Eukaryota, Metazoa, Chordata, Actinopteri, Salmoniformes, Salmonidae.